AUGAAAAGAGCUAGAGAGUUAAAAUCCCCUUCCAAUUCUACAGGACAUAAAAUUAGGCGCCGUUCCCUGUCGAUGUCACCUUCACGUAAGCAUCGCGAAAAGAAGAGAAAAAAACAUUCACAUCGUGAAUACGAUGGAAGUCAUAAGACAGCGAAAAAGAAAGAUAAGAAAUCCAACCGAAAAGCUAAAGAAGACCUAUUAGGAUAUACUAAUAACGACAAUCCGUUUGGGGAUGAAAAUUUAACGGAUACAUUCUUAUGGCAUAAGAAGUUAGAAAAAGAUGGCCUAACGAAUCUUGAUGCACAGCAGAAAAGGCAAUUAGCUGAGAAAAAGUUAAAGGAAAAUCGAAGAGAGCUAGAAAAGGUUAAAUAUAGAAGAUUAGAACGGGAAAGAGAACAGGCCAUGAGAGAAGAAGAGUUAGACCAUCUGAGGCGAGAGAAAGAAGCGGCCCAAUUUGCUGGCUGGGAGAAGCAGGAAGAUGAAUUUCUCCUGAAACAAUCUUUACUACGAUCAGAAAUUCGUCUUAAUCAUGCUAGAGCUAAGCCAAUUGAUAUCCUGGCUAAAUAUGUCAAUUCAUGUCCUGAUGAUGACACUGGAUAUGAUGUCAAUGAACCUUACGCCGUAUUAGUAGGAUUGAAUAGAUUAGAUCUUGAAGAUUUAUUAGAAGACAUAAAAAUAUACAUUGAAAUAGAGCAAGGAAGGAACGGAGAAUUUUGGGAGGAUAUAAAAGUUUUAGCCAAAUCAGAGCUAGAAAGGUUAUCUAAAUUGGAACCAGGUGGUAAUAAAGCUGGACAACGACGCGAGGGAAUCAAUGAAUCAGUGAAAGAUGAGGUUUCAACUAUAUUCAAAGGGAAGAGCUUCAUGCAGUUAUUAGAGUUGCAAAGACAGAUCGAGAGUAAGAUUAAUAGUGGAGAAACACUAGAUAUUGCCUAUUGGGAAUCAUUGCUUAAGAAAUUAAAAAUAUUUACGGCUAGAGCUCGCUUAAAAGCGAAACACCAAGAAAGGUUGAGGGAAAAACUUAAUUAUCUUAAGGAAAAGCAACAAGAUCAACUAAUUUUAGAAAGUGUUGCAACGAAAACUGAAGGAGAGCCACUAUUUCCUGUCGAAUACGCCGAUGACGAAAAUGAUGCACAAUCCAGAUCACCUGAUGCUGAUAAUGAUGAUGAUAAACCUGAUAGUAGCGAGGCACUCAGAAAUACAUGUUAUAGCUUAUACCAAGAGGGAAACUAUAGUCCGAAAUUGAUGCCUUUAAGUGAUUUCUCUAGGAACAAAUAUGAUAUUAUCGAUUCUACGGAGGAUAACGAAAUGUUAGAAAAAGCUCGUAAUGUAAUAAAAAGGCAAAGGGGAAUUGUACCAUGGUUAAGCGGUGGUAAUCCAGAAAUUAAUGCAGGAGAAAGAAAUUUUCUUAAGGAAGCUAAGAAAGGACAGGAAGAUGGAGAAGAAGAUUUUAACGUUGAUGUUAAUCUUAAAGAACAGAUUUAUCAAUGGCAAGAUAAAUACAGACCGCGUAAGCCCAGGUUCUUCAAUCGUGUUCAUACUGGCUACGAAUGGAAUAAAUAUAAUCAAACACAUUAUGAUACAGAUAAUCCACCGCCUAAAAUUGUUCAGGGAUAUAAGUUUAAUAUAUUUUAUCCUGAUCUUAUUGAUAAAAUUCAAACGCCGCAAUACUAUCUCGAGCCAUGUUCUGAUUCAAAGGAUUUUGUUAUCCUGAGAUUUCAUGCCGGUCCGCCGUAUGAAGAUAUUGCAUUUAAAAUUGUUAAUCGUGAAUGGGAAUAUAGCCAUAAGAAAGGAUUUCGUAGCCAAUUUCAUAAAAAUAUUUUUCAGUUAUGGUUCCAUUUUAGGCGAUACAGAUAUCGCCGUUGA
Trichoplax adhaerens is the source of this 1863-nucleotide messenger RNA. RefSeq lists its product as uncharacterized. Gene Ontology annotation, molecular function: protein binding. The transcript has 2 exons. The coding region runs from base 1 to 1863 and encodes 620 amino acids. Gene Ontology annotation, biological process: mRNA cis splicing, via spliceosome. NCBI's taxonomy places the organism in Eukaryota, Metazoa, Placozoa, Uniplacotomia, Trichoplacea, Trichoplacidae. Gene Ontology annotation, cellular component: cytoplasm; spliceosomal complex. The record is from RefSeq and is a predicted model, not a curated record.